Colletotrichum destructivum is the source of this 579-nucleotide messenger RNA. RefSeq lists its product as uncharacterized. NCBI's taxonomy places the organism in Eukaryota, Fungi, Ascomycota, Sordariomycetes, Glomerellales, Glomerellaceae. Bases 1 to 579 code for a protein of 192 amino acids. The record is from RefSeq and is a predicted model, not a curated record. The transcript has a single exon.
AUGCGCUCUUCUUCCAUCAUCCUGACGGCUCUCGCCGCCGUGGCCUGCGCUUACCAAGUGCCCAACCGCGCCCCGCAGGCCCUCGCCGCCGCCAGCGCGGCCAUUCGGGAGCGCCGCGACCUCGACGCCUGCAACUCGGUUGCCACGGCCGUCAUCCCGCGCAUCACGGACGCGCCGACGGCGCCAGCGGACGUGGCCGCGUACCUCGCCAUCUCGGCCACCAUCACCGACGCCUGCGUCGACCCGACCAUCACGGGCUCCAUCGGCUCGGCCUACUCGACCUUCGCGUCCGAGCUGACGUCCUGGCGCGAGAAGCACAUGUCCGACUUCCGCGCCGUGUGGCAGGCCUGCAGCGACGUGCAGGGCGUCAUCAACGUGCUGCCGACGGGGUCGGGCCAGUGCAGUUCCCUCGUAGCGCAGAUCACGAGUGCCGGGCCGGUGAACAACGGCGGCAGCGGCGGUGGCGGCAGCGGGUCUGGCAAUGGCGGUGGAGUGGGUAACGCGGCCCGGCCGAGGGAGACCGGGGCCGUUGUUGCGGUGGUGGCAGUUGCUGGCUUCGUUGUUGCUGCUCUCCAAUGA